Molecule: messenger RNA, 174 nt
Organism: Loa loa (African eye worm)
Lineage: Eukaryota; Metazoa; Nematoda; Chromadorea; Rhabditida; Onchocercidae
Exons: 1
Coding region: 1-174 (57 amino acids)
Source: RefSeq, a predicted model, not a curated record
AUGCCGGAGACGCAAAAGAAGCAGUUGGAGACCGUUUUGUUGCGUUUUGACGAAAAAGAGAGUUCGGACUGGGCCGGAAAAACUCCGAAAAUCAUAAUGCAAAUUUUCUGUCGGAUUACCGAAAUUAAAGCUACGUUCAAACAAAACUUCCACAAUAUCCGACAAACGGGGUGA